Molecule: messenger RNA, 1973 nt
Organism: Drosophila yakuba
Lineage: Eukaryota; Metazoa; Arthropoda; Insecta; Diptera; Drosophilidae
Product: poly(U)-specific endoribonuclease homolog
Exons: 4
Coding region: 129-1886 (585 amino acids)
Molecular function (GO): RNA endonuclease activity
Source: RefSeq, a predicted model, not a curated record
CUGGUCAGUCAGUCAGUCGUUUGCCGAGUCUCCGUUCAGUUGGUCGCGCAGUCUUGGCAACUUGAAUAAGUCGAAAUUGAAAGACAAAUCGUAGUACGCCAAGGCAAAGUGCUAAUAAAUCGAGCAAAAUGCGCUGCCUGGCAUUGAGCGCAGUGUUUGUGUGCCUGGCUCUUGCCGGCCACUUUCGUUUGUCAGAUGCGUACAAGAAUGAGGUACAGAUCACACCGGAUCCGCUAGACGCCGUGGAGACGACGACGAAGAAGUCCAGCUGGUUUGGUGGAUUCAAGAAGUUCUUUGGCAGUGAUGGCACCACAACUACCACCAGCACGAUUGCUCCACCGGUGGUCACCACCCCCAAAUCGGCGGUGGUUACGCCCACGGCAGCCAACAAGCCACCGCCACUGGUCAUCUCGCAUGCACCACUGAUGCCGCUGGGACCGCGACCCGAUACACCGGGAUCCUCACCUUUCGGAGCAUCCCAAAAUCCGCAGACGCCGCCCCAGUGGCCAUCGAGCACCAGGGCAACGCCAUCACACCAGCCAUCACAGCAGCCAUCACAGCAGCCUCCUCUGCCCGGAUUCGCCUCCUAUCGGCCACAGAAACCGCAGCCGAAUAGCUACGAUCUGAGCUACGGUGGUGGACCACAACCAACGCCAGGAACAGGACGUCCUGGUUUUGGACUGGGCACUACGACCAGCACGACCACAGCGAAGCCCGUUACCAGCACCACAGGUAAGACGCCGCAGCAAAAGGAGGAUUUCCCGGCGCUGCCAGGACCUCGAAGGCCAUCCCAAAAGGAGGACUUCCCAGCUCUGCCCGGGCCCAAAACUCCGCCAGGCUCGCCUACGCCCACGCCGGGCUCUCCAUCGGCUUGGCAAUCGCCGUUGCCAACGCCCCAGCAUCCUGUGCAUCCGCCCACCAAGGCUACGUCGGCGGCCACGCCUACGCCGACACCAACGCCACCGUCCUCUUCCUCGGCAGCGCCCACUCCCGCCCACGGAGUGUCGGUGGAACCGCACAAGGUCGGAGGUGGGGGCGGCAGCACAACCACUGUGCGACCCGGCUUCCAGUCGUCGGGCAACUCGGUGGCCACCGAUGACGAGAUCCGCCAGCUGACGGAGCAACUGUACACCAAGGAGAGCAACAGCCAGAUCGGAAACAUUCGGGUGAAUCUGCAGGGACGCACGCGUUCCAUUGACAGCGCCGAUGAGGCACCCAAUCCACUUUUGAGUGUGGACGCAAAGGCUCUGGAAUCGCCGACGAUCGUGAAGAUGCGACUGCUGUUCAACAACUACGAGCAGGACACCCUUGUCAACGAGCAUGUGACCCCCAACGAGCGCAAGGAGGAGAACGACUUCCUGGACGCAGUGAUGGCCACGCCGGUGAUGCGUCAGGCCAUGCUCUUCCUGCAGCAGAAGGGAGUGGUCGGUCCCGAUCCGAAGACCCACCGCGAUCUGGUCAAGGAGCUGUGGUUCACACAGUACUCCCGCGGUCAGGGCAAGAUCGGCAGUUCCGGCUUCGAGCACGUCUUUGUCCACGAGGUGAAGCAGGGCACCAUCAUCGGAUUCCACAACUGGGUCUAUAUUGGCGAUGAGGAAAAGGACGGUCGCUUUGACUACAAGGGUUAUAUGAAGGAGCAGGAUAUUGGCACGAAGGGCAAAAUCGUCAAGAUCCGCUUCUCGCAUCAGGGACUCAACAAGCCGGUGAACACUGUGUUCGUGGGCACCUCUCCGGAACUGGAGCUCGCCCUGUACACCGUCUGCUUCCAGCUACGGCCGGAUCGCACCUGUCCAGUGUCCUUGGGCAAUAGCAAGUUCGGCAUCGUCACCUAUUCGUGGCGCUACCGGGGAAAGAACCUCAUUGGCAGCGCCUAUCCGGAGAUUUAGGGCAGCGAUCAACGAUCGCGCCUCUCGUAGUCAUCGUAGAAUUUUUUUUCUGUCGCUCUUAUGAAUAAAGUUAAUGUUUGAAAAUUA